Molecule: messenger RNA, 1272 nt
Organism: Coturnix japonica (Japanese quail)
Lineage: Eukaryota; Metazoa; Chordata; Aves; Galliformes; Phasianidae
Gene: HOXA6
Product: homeobox A6
Biological process (GO): anterior/posterior pattern specification; regulation of transcription by RNA polymerase II
Cellular component (GO): nucleus
Molecular function (GO): DNA-binding transcription factor activity, RNA polymerase II-specific; RNA polymerase II cis-regulatory region sequence-specific DNA binding
Source: RefSeq, a predicted model, not a curated record
CGCUCGCUCUCCCAUUGGCCGCCCCGCCGUCAGCUGCUCCUAUUUUCUGCUGUCGCUUUUGGCGCUCGGCCAUCCAGAAACAAACCACUUCGAUGACUACUAAUAGUUAUAGCCAGAUGUACUAAUACACAACAAAUCACGGUCCGGGAGAGGGGAGAGCAAAUGAGUUCCUAUUUCGUGAAUCCCACUUUCCCCGGGAGCCUGCCCGCUGGCCAGGACUCCUUCCUCGGGCAGAUCCCCCUGUACCCGGCGGGCUAUGAUGCUCUGAGGCAUUUUCCGGCUUCGUACGGGGCGAGCAGCCUGCAGGACAAGACCUACACCUCACCUUGUUUCUACCAACAGUCCAACACCGUCAUUGCUUGCAAUCGGGCUUCCUAUGAGUACGGAGCCUCCUGUUUCUAUUCAGACAAGGAAAUUAGUAGCGCCUCUCCCUCCGGCAGUGGCAAACAGAGGGGACACGGGGACUAUCUGCACUUUUCUCCCGAGCAACAAUACAAAUCCAACGGAGUGCAAAGCAAAAUUGUGAAUGACGAAGGCACCGACCGGAAGUACACGAGCCCUGUUUACCCUUGGAUGCAGCGGAUGAACUCCUGUGCCGGUACAGUAUAUGGAGCUCAUGGGAGACGAGGGAGGCAGACUUACACCCGCUACCAAACGCUAGAGUUAGAGAAGGAGUUCCAUUUUAACAGAUACUUAACCCGAAGACGACGCAUUGAGAUUGCGAACGCUCUCUGCCUUACCGAGCGCCAGAUUAAAAUAUGGUUUCAAAACAGGCGGAUGAAAUGGAAAAAGGAAAACAAAUUCAUAAAUUCCACACAGCCCGGCAGCGACGAAACAGAGGAAAAGUCAGGGGAGUAGAACCGUGUUUAAUAAACGCUACCAGGCCCGUCCUUAGCGCUCGCUUUUAUAUUGUUAUUUACCUUGUGCUCCUUCUGCUACUAAAAUCCCAUAGGUUUGUCACAGCCUAUUAAUCCCCACAGGCUGAUGUACAUCUGCGAUCAGCCGGGACUUGCUCUAAGACACGCACAAGUCCGAGCUUUCGAGCUACGGCCGUGUACAUAGAUAAGAACCACUUCUGCCACGAGUAGAUGGCGUUGCUUAAAUCAUUCAAAGACCUGGCCCAGAUUGUAAAAUAUCUGGGUAUUUAUCUGCGUGUGGGAGAGUAUCCCCGGAGUGCCUGUGUGAGAACUGACCCGCGGGGCACUGUUAUUAUUAUUGUGCGUGUGUGAUUGUGAACGUUCAUACUGUGGAAAUAUGAGAGGUGGUUGAAAA